Messenger RNA from Struthio camelus australis, 7870 nucleotides. The record is from RefSeq and is a predicted model, not a curated record. Lineage: Eukaryota; Metazoa; Chordata; Aves; Struthioniformes; Struthionidae.
AUGUCCGUGUAUCGGUGUCAUGCGUGUCAGUGUCCAUGUCGCAUGUCCGUGUCGCGUCUCCGUCUAUCGGUGUCAUGCGUGUCAGUGUCCAUGUCGCGUGUCCGUGUCGCGUGUCCGUGUAUCGGUGUCAUGUGUGUCAGUGUCCAUGUCGCGUGUCCGUGUCGCGUGUCCGUGUAUCGGUGUCAUGCGUGUCAGUGUCCAUGUCGCAUGUCCGUGUCGCGUCUCCGUCUAUCGGUGUCAUGCGUGUCAGUGUCCAUGUCACGUGUCCUGUCAGUGUCGUGUGUCCGUGUCGCGUGUCUGUGUUUCGGUGUCAUGCGUGUCAGUGUCCAUGUCACGUGUCCUGUCAGGGUCGCGUGUCCGUGUCGCGUGUCCAUGUUUCGGUGUCAUGCGUGUCAGGGUCCAUGUCACGUGUCCUGUCAGUGUCGUGUGUCCGUGUCGCGUGUCUGUGUUUCGGUGUCAUGCGUGUCAGUGUCCAUGUCACGUGUCCUGCCAGCGUCGCGUGUCCGUGUCGCGUGUCCAUGUUUCGGUGUCAUGCGUGUCAGGGUCCAUGUCACGUGUCCUGUCAGUGUCGUGUGUCCGUGUCGCGUGUCUGUGUAUCGGUGUCAUGCGUGUCAGUGUCCAUGUCGCAUGUCCGUGUCGCGUGUCCGUGUAUCGGUGUCAUGUGUGUCAGUGUCCAUGUCGCGUGUCCAUGUCUGUCAGUGUCGCGUGUCCGUGUCGUGUGUCCGGGUAUCGGUGUAUUGCGUGUCAGUGUCCAUGUCGCCUGUCCGUGUCUGUCAGUGUCACGCGUCCGUGUCUGUCAGUGUCAUGUGUCUGUGUAUCGGUGUCAUGCAUGUCAGGGUCCAUGUCACGUGUCCUGUCAGUGUCGUGUGUCCGUGUCGCGUGUCUGUGUAUCGGUGUCAUGCGUGUCAGUGUCCAUGUCGCAUGUCCGUGUCGCGUGUCCGUGUAUCGGUGUCAUGUGUGUCAGUGUCCAUGUCGCGUGUCCAUGUCUGUCAGUGUCGCGUGUCCGUGUCGUGUGUCCGGGUAUCGGUGUAUUGCGUGUCAGUGUCCAUGUCGCCUGUCCGUGUCUGUCAGUGUCACGCGUCCGUGUCUGUCAGUGUCAUGUGUCUGUGUAUCGGUGUCAUGCAUGUCAGGGUCCAUGUCACGUGUCCUGUCAGUGUCGUGUGUCCGUGUCGCGUGUCUGUGUAUCGGUGUCAUGCGUGUCAGUGUCCAUGUCGCAUGUCCGUGUCGCGUGUCCGUGUAUCGGUGUCAUGUGUGUCAGUGUCCAUGUCGCGUGUCCAUGUCUGUCAGUGUCGCGUGUCCGUGUCGUGUGUCCGGGUAUCGGUGUAUUGCGUGUCAGUGUCCAUGUCGCCUGUCCGUGUCUGUCAGUGUCACGCGUCCGUGUCUGUCAGUGUCAUGUGUCUGUGUAUCGGUGUCAUGCAUGUCAGGGUCCAUGUCACGUGUCCUGUCAGUGUCGUGUGUCCGUGUCGCGUGUCUGUGUAUCGGUGUCAUGCGUGUCAGUGUCCAUGUCGCAUGUCCGUGUCGCGUGUCCGUGUAUCGGUGUCAUGUGUGUCAGUGUCCAUGUCGCGUGUCCAUGUCUGUCAGUGUCGCGUGUCCGUGUCGUGUGUCCGGGUAUCGGUGUAUUGCGUGUCAGUGUCCAUGUCGCCUGUCCGUGUCUGUCAGUGUCACGCGUCCGUGUCUGUCAGUGUCAUGUGUCUGUGUAUCGGUGUCAUGCAUGUCAGGGUCCAUGUCACGUGUCCUGUCAGUGUCGUGUGUCCGUGUCGCGUGUCUGUGUAUCGGUGUCAUGCGUGUCAGUGUCCAUGUCGCAUGUCCGUGUCGCGUGUCCGUGUAUCGGUGUCAUGUGUGUCAGUGUCCAUGUCGCGUGUCCAUGUCUGUCAGUGUCGCGUGUCCGUGUCGUGUGUCCGGGUAUCGGUGUAUUGCGUGUCAGUGUCCAUGUCGCCUGUCCGUGUCUGUCAGUGUCACGCGUCCGUGUCUGUCAGUGUCAUGUGUCUGUGUAUCGGUGUCAUGCAUGUCAGGGUCCAUGUCACGUGUCCUGUCAGUGUCGUGUGUCCGUGUCGCGUGUCUGUGUAUCGGUGUCAUGCGUGUCAGUGUCCAUGUCGCAUGUCCGUGUCGCGUGUCCGUGUAUCGGUGUCAUGUGUGUCAGUGUCCAUGUCGCGUGUCCAUGUCUGUCAGUGUCGCGUGUCCGUGUCGUGUGUCCGGGUAUCGGUGUAUUGCGUGUCAGUGUCCAUGUCGCCUGUCCGUGUCUGUCAGUGUCACGCGUCCGUGUCUGUCAGUGUCAUGUGUCUGUGUAUCGGUGUCAUGCAUGUCAGGGUCCAUGUCACGUGUCCUGUCAGUGUCGUGUGUCCGUGUCGCGUGUCUGUGUAUCGGUGUCAUGCGUGUCAGUGUCCAUGUCGCAUGUCCGUGUCGCGUGUCCGUGUAUCGGUGUCAUGUGUGUCAGUGUCCAUGUCGCGUGUCCAUGUCUGUCAGUGUCGCGUGUCCGUGUCGUGUGUCCGGGUAUCGGUGUAUUGCGUGUCAGUGUCCAUGUCGCCUGUCCGUGUCUGUCAGUGUCACGCGUCCGUGUCUGUCAGUGUCAUGUGUCUGUGUAUCGGUGUCAUGCAUGUCAGGGUCCAUGUCACGUGUCCUGUCAGUGUCGUGUGUCCGUGUCGCGUGUCUGUGUAUCGGUGUCAUGCGUGUCAGUGUCCAUGUCGCAUGUCCGUGUCGCGUGUCCGUGUAUCGGUGUCAUGUGUGUCAGUGUCCAUGUCGCGUGUCCAUGUCUGUCAGUGUCGCGUGUCCGUGUCGUGUGUCCGGGUAUCGGUGUAUUGCGUGUCAGUGUCCAUGUCGCCUGUCCGUGUCUGUCAGUGUCACGCGUCCGUGUCUGUCAGUGUCAUGUGUCUGUGUAUCGGUGUCAUGCAUGUCAGGGUCCAUGUCACGUGUCCUGUCAGUGUCGUGUGUCCGUGUCGCGUGUCUGUGUAUCGGUGUCAUGCGUGUCAGUGUCCAUGUCGCAUGUCCGUGUCGCGUGUCCGUGUAUCGGUGUCAUGUGUGUCAGUGUCCAUGUCGCGUGUCCAUGUCUGUCAGUGUCGCGUGUCCGUGUCGUGUGUCCGGGUAUCGGUGUAUUGCGUGUCAGUGUCCAUGUCGCCUGUCCGUGUCUGUCAGUGUCACGCGUCCGUGUCUGUCAGUGUCAUGUGUCUGUGUAUCGGUGUCAUGCAUGUCAGGGUCCAUGUCACGUGUCCUGUCAGUGUCGUGUGUCCGUGUCGCGUGUCUGUGUAUCGGUGUCAUGCGUGUCAGUGUCCAUGUCGCAUGUCCGUGUCGCGUGUCCGUGUAUCGGUGUCAUGUGUGUCAGUGUCCAUGUCGCGUGUCCAUGUCUGUCAGUGUCGCGUGUCCGUGUCGUGUGUCCGGGUAUCGGUGUAUUGCGUGUCAGUGUCCAUGUCGCCUGUCCGUGUCUGUCAGUGUCACGCGUCCGUGUCUGUCAGUGUCAUGUGUCUGUGUAUCGGUGUCAUGCAUGUCAGGGUCCAUGUCACGUGUCCUGUCAGUGUCGUGUGUCCGUGUCGCGUGUCUGUGUAUCGGUGUCAUGCGUGUCAGUGUCCAUGUCGCAUGUCCGUGUCGCGUGUCCGUGUAUCGGUGUCAUGUGUGUCAGUGUCCAUGUCGCGUGUCCAUGUCUGUCAGUGUCGCGUGUCCGUGUCGUGUGUCCGGGUAUCGGUGUAUUGCGUGUCAGUGUCCAUGUCGCCUGUCCGUGUCUGUCAGUGUCACGCGUCCGUGUCUGUCAGUGUCAUGUGUCUGUGUAUCGGUGUCAUGCAUGUCAGGGUCCAUGUCACGUGUCCUGUCAGUGUCGUGUGUCCGUGUCGCGUGUCUGUGUAUCGGUGUCAUGCGUGUCAGUGUCCAUGUCGCAUGUCCGUGUCGCGUGUCCGUGUAUCGGUGUCAUGUGUGUCAGUGUCCAUGUCGCGUGUCCAUGUCUGUCAGUGUCGCGUGUCCGUGUCGUGUGUCCGGGUAUCGGUGUAUUGCGUGUCAGUGUCCAUGUCGCCUGUCCGUGUCUGUCAGUGUCACGCGUCCGUGUCUGUCAGUGUCAUGUGUCUGUGUAUCGGUGUCAUGCAUGUCAGGGUCCAUGUCACGUGUCCUGUCAGUGUCGUGUGUCCGUGUCGCGUGUCUGUGUAUCGGUGUCAUGCGUGUCAGUGUCCAUGUCGCAUGUCCGUGUCGCGUGUCCGUGUAUCGGUGUCAUGUGUGUCAGUGUCCAUGUCGCGUGUCCAUGUCUGUCAGUGUCGCGUGUCCGUGUCGUGUGUCCGGGUAUCGGUGUAUUGCGUGUCAGUGUCCAUGUCGCCUGUCCGUGUCUGUCAGUGUCACGCGUCCGUGUCUGUCAGUGUCAUGUGUCUGUGUAUCGGUGUCAUGCAUGUCAGGGUCCAUGUCACGUGUCCUGUCAGUGUCGUGUGUCCGUGUCGCGUGUCUGUGUAUCGGUGUCAUGCGUGUCAGUGUCCAUGUCGCAUGUCCGUGUCGCGUGUCCGUGUAUCGGUGUCAUGUGUGUCAGUGUCCAUGUCGCGUGUCCAUGUCUGUCAGUGUCGCGUGUCCGUGUCGUGUGUCCGGGUAUCGGUGUAUUGCGUGUCAGUGUCCAUGUCGCCUGUCCGUGUCUGUCAGUGUCACGCGUCCGUGUCUGUCAGUGUCAUGUGUCUGUGUAUCGGUGUCAUGCAUGUCAGGGUCCAUGUCACGUGUCCUGUCAGUGUCGUGUGUCCGUGUCGCGUGUCUGUGUAUCGGUGUCAUGCGUGUCAGUGUCCAUGUCGCAUGUCCGUGUCGCGUGUCCGUGUAUCGGUGUCAUGUGUGUCAGUGUCCAUGUCGCGUGUCCAUGUCUGUCAGUGUCGCGUGUCCGUGUCGUGUGUCCGGGUAUCGGUGUAUUGCGUGUCAGUGUCCAUGUCGCCUGUCCGUGUCUGUCAGUGUCACGCGUCCGUGUCUGUCAGUGUCAUGUGUCUGUGUAUCGGUGUCAUGCAUGUCAGGGUCCAUGUCACGUGUCCUGUCAGUGUCGUGUGUCCGUGUCGCGUGUCUGUGUAUCGGUGUCAUGCGUGUCAGUGUCCAUGUCGCAUGUCCGUGUCGCGUCUCCGUCUAUCGGUGUCAUGCGUGUCAGUGUCCAUGUCGCGUGUCCGUGUCGCGUGUCCGUGUAUCGGUGUCAUGUGUGUCAGUGUCCAUGUCGCGUGUCCAUGUCUGUCAGUGUCGCGUGUCCGUGUUGUGUGUCCGGGUAUCGGUGUAUUGCGUGUCAGUGUCCAUGUCGCCUGUCCGUGUCUGUCAGUGUCACGCGUCCGUGUCUGUCAGUGUCAUGUGUCUGUGUAUCGGUGUCAUGCAUGUCAGGGUCCAUGUCACGUGUCCUGUCAGUGUCGUGUGUCCGUGUCGCGUGUCUGUGUAUCGGUGUCAUGCGUGUCAGUGUCCAUGUCGCAUGUCCGUGUCGCGUCUCCGUCUAUCGGUGUCAUGCGUGUCAGUGUCCAUGUCGCGUGUCCGUGUCGCGUGUCCGUGUAUCGGUGUCAUGUGUGUCAGUGUCCAUGUCGCGUGUCCAUGUCUGUCAGUGUCGCGUGUCCGUGUCGUGUGUCCGGGUAUCGGUGUAUUGCGUGUCAGUGUCCAUGUCGCCUGUCCGUGUCUGUCAGUGUCACGCGUCCGUGUCUGUCAGUGUCAUGUGUCUGUGUAUCGGUGUCAUGCAUGUCAGGGUCCAUGUCACGUGUCCUGUCAGCGUCGCGUGUCCGUGUAUCGGUGUCAUGCAUGUCAGGGUCCAUGUCACGUGUCCUGUCAGCGUCGCGUGUCCGUGUAUCGGUGUCAUGCAUGUCAGGGUCCAUGUCACGUGUCCUGUCAGCGUCGCGUGUCCGUGUAUCGGUGUCAUGCAUGUCAGGGUCCAUGUCACGUGUCCUGUCAGCGUCGCGUGUCCGUGUAUCGGUGUCAUGCAUGUCAGGGUCCAUGUCACGUGUCCUGUCAGCGUCGCGUGUCCGUGUAUCGGUGUCAUGCAUGUCAGGGUCCAUGUCACGUGUCCUGUCAGCGUUGCGUGUCCGUGCCGCGUGUCCGUGUUUCGGUGUCAUGCGUGUCAGGGUCCAUGUCACGUGUCCUGUCAGCGUUGCGUGUCCGUGCCGCGUGUCCGUGUUUCGGUGUCAUGCGUGUCAGGGUCCAUGUCACGUGUCCUGUCAGCGUUGCGUGUCCGUGCCGCGUGUCCGUGUUUCGGUGUCAUGCGUGUCAGUGUCCAUGUCGCCUGUCCGUGUGUCAGUGCUGUCUGUCGCGUGCCCAGGGGUCAGUGUCGAGAGGAGGCGCUCGGCCAGGCGGAGUGGGGCGCAGGGAGUUAAAUUUUUAGAAGUUAUUAAACCAUUCUGUGCAGUUUUACCUGAGAUCCAGAAACCAGAAAGGAAGAUCCAGUUCAGAGAGAAGGUACUAUGGACGGCUAUCACACUCUUCAUUUUCUUAGUAUGCUGCCAGAUACCUUUGUUUGGAAUCAUGUCAUCAGACUCUGCAGAUCCUUUCUAUUGGAUGCGAGUCAUUCUUGCAUCAAACAGAGGUACGUUGAUGGAAUUGGGUAUUUCACCCAUUGUGACAUCUGGUUUGAUAAUGCAGCUGCUAGCUGGAGCAAAAAUCAUUGAAGUUGGUGAUACUCCAAAAGACAGAGCCUUGUUCAAUGGAGCCCAGAAAUUAUUUGGGAUGAUUAUUACNNGAGGCAUGGAAUUAAUUCGCGACUUGAAUUAUGCUUGUUUCUGCUCUGUUUUGUUUCUUUUCCUACAGCUGUUUGUUGCUGGUUUGAUUGUGCUGCUGUUAGAUGAGUUGCUACAGAAAGGUUACGGCUUGGGGUCUGGUAUUUCCCUGUUUAUUGCUACCAAUAUCUGUGAAACUAUUGUCUGGAAGGCUUUUAGUCCCACUACGAUUAACACUGGUAGAGGAACGGAGUUUGAGGGUGCUGUGAUUGCAUUAUUUCAUCUUCUGGCCACACGAACGGACAAAGUCCGUGCUUUGCGGGAGGCCUUCUACCGACAGAAUUUGCCCAAUCUGAUGAAUCUGAUUGCUACAGUAUUUGUGUUUGCAGUAGUCAUAUAUUUCCAGGGAUUUCGUGUUGAUUUACCUAUCAAGUCUGCACGAUAUCGUGGACAAUACAGCAGCUAUCCUAUCAAGCUCUUUUAUACCUCUAACAUUCCCAUCAUUCUGCAAUCUGCCUUAGUUUCAAACCUCUAUGUUAUAUCUCAGAUGCUGUCUGUUCGUUUCAGUGGCAACUUCUUGGUGAACUUAUUAGGACAGUGGGCAGAUGUCAGUGGUGGUGGCCCUGCUAGGUCCUAUCCUGUUGGUGGCCUCUGCUACUAUUUGUCUCCUCCAGAAUCCAUGGGUGCAAUAUUUGAGGAUCCUGUCCAUGUAAUAGUUUACAUAAUUUUUAUGUUGGGAUCCUGUGCGUUCUUCUCAAAAACUUGGAUUGAGGUAUCUGGAUCAUCAGCAAAAGAUGUUGCCAAGCAACUCAAAGAACAGCAAAUGGUGAUGAGAGGCCACAGGGAUACCUCAAUGGUUCAUGAGCUUAACAGGUAUAUCCCUACAGCAGCUGCAUUUGGUGGUUUGUGCAUUGGUGCCCUUUCAGUAUUAGCUGACUUCCUUGGAGCCAUUGGGUCAGGCACUGGCAUUCUGCUUGCAGUCACCAUUAUUUAUCAGUAUUUUGAAAUAUUUGUAAAAGAACAGGCUGAAGUUGGAGGAGUAGGUGCACUAUUUUUCUAGAUGUCCAAAUAUUUCAUGGUUUGUGUGAAAGAGAAAGUAUUUUGACAACAUGCAUCAUUUAGUCCAAUAACGCUAUUUUCCUUUUACUUGUUUUAAAGUGCUAUGUGCCCCAUUAUUGCAAUGGGCAUUGAGCAACGCCUGUGUGCAGCAUUAGUACCAGCUGCCUUAAGAAUAAAGUUUACAUUAUCUUGUUUAAGUA